CAAAGCUUGGAACCCAGAGAUCGGGAAGACUAUGCCAAAGUGAAGGCCGCCAUUUUGAGAGAGGAAGCCAUCAAGAUGGAGGCGCAACGCCAACACUUCAGACAGUUCUGCUGCCAGGAGAUGGAAGACCCCCGGAGGAUCCACAGCCGGCUCCAGGAGCUUUGCCACCAGUGGCUGAGGCCGGAGAGACACACCAAGGAGCAGAUCCUGGAACUUCUGAUCCUGGAACAGUUCCUGGCUAGUCUCCCAUCGGACCUCCAGAGCUGGAUCCGGGCAGGAGGACCGGACACCUGUUCCCAGGCGGUGGCCCUGAUGGAGGACUUCCUGUUGAACCAGCAGGAGGACGAGACAAGGAAAUGGCAGGAGGUGUGCCUAGGUUCUCUAGAAGUGGAGGAGGAAGAGGAUCCUGGAGACGGGCAGAUCUACAAAGAAGACGAGCUGAACAGCGGUGGGGAGACCGGUUUGCUAGACAGUGGAAUUAAAUGCCCGAGUCAUGCUAGUUCGUUGCUUUCUCUGGAAGGACCAGAAACGAGUGAAGCCGAACAAAAUGAAGGGUCAGUGAGCCUCCAAAAGACAGGCGUUCCUCUGCAGACCAUGGGGCAGGGCUUGAUCCAGCCGGGACAACGGACUAUAUUCUGGCAAGUCCUGCAGGAGGAGAACGGCAACAUGGAUUGUCUGGGGGUCAAGAACAGAAACUGGAUCAAAAUGGAAACCUCUUUGUGUGGAGGAAGCGGUCCAGAGGAGACAUCCAGGACAGUGGCCCAGAUAAACACAGAGAAUGGGUCAAUGGAGGAUGACGUGCAGAAGGAAGGAUAUGAUCUUACAAUGGCUGUGGAGAAGAACCACACCGUGCACAGUGAAGGGGGAAAGGUCUUGCUGUCCAAGCAUGGACAAAAAUGCGGCUAUAAAUCAGGAUUUGUUGAGAUGCACGGGAAAUCCUGCACGUGUCCCUCUUUGGAGGAGAAGGUCCAGCAAACACGUUACUCGGAUAAACAUCAGAAGAUCCGUUCGGCCGAGCAAGAAGCUGAAGCCUUAGAGGCGAGGAAAGAGAUCCUGGGAGAUGAUUUGAUGGGGUACCCGAAAAAUCAACCGGACGAGGAACUUCUUGAGCACUUAGAGGAUGGGACAGAUGGUCAUAACCGGAAGGCGGUAAAGAGAGAUCAAGGCAUGCAGACGGAAGGGAGGCGGUAUCAGUGCGCCCAGUGUGGAAAAUUCUUUCGACACAGACAAACCUUGACAAAACACCAGAAGAUCCACACGGGCGAGAAGCUGCACGAAUGCCUGGCCUGUGGGAAGGGCUUCACCUCGCGAGAACCUCUGCUGAGACAUCAGCGGAUCCACACGGGAGAGAAACCCUACGAAUGUUCCCAGUGCGGGAAAUGUUUUCGGCAGAGAGUCCACUUAAUGUGCCAUCAGAAAACCCACACGGGAGAAAAACCCUUCAAGUGUCCCGAAUGUGGGAGAAAUUUCUCUCGGAGGGAUAAACUGAUCAGGCAUCAGCGCAUCCACAGAGGCCAGCGGUCUUACGCCCACACCGAACACGGGAAGAGUUUUGAUCCGAAGGCGGCCAUGCUCAAACAUCAGAGUCUGUUUGAAGGCCAGUGACAGACUUUCGGCUUCA
Protobothrops mucrosquamatus (brown spotted pit viper) is the source of this 1621-nucleotide messenger RNA. Its product is annotated as zinc finger protein 397-like. Gene Ontology annotation, molecular function: DNA-binding transcription factor activity, RNA polymerase II-specific; RNA polymerase II cis-regulatory region sequence-specific DNA binding. The transcript is spliced from 6 exons. The annotation marks the transcript as partial. Gene Ontology annotation, biological process: regulation of transcription by RNA polymerase II. The record is from RefSeq and is a predicted model, not a curated record. NCBI's taxonomy places the organism in Eukaryota, Metazoa, Chordata, Lepidosauria, Squamata, Viperidae.